AUGGCACGGUUAAAGACACGACAGGAUGGUACAAGAAACAUCGUCUAUAAUCAAUCUGUGAUCGUGGACGCAAAACGCGGUGAUCAUAGCAAGCGGCAAGAAGCUCCGUAUCAUCCGAACAAGAUCGGAUGGAAAGCGCAUACAAAUUGUAGAGAUCCUUCCCUAUCUGAGUUUGUACGCCGACUACUAUCAUUCCAGAAGGAUAUGUCUUAG
Messenger RNA from Plasmopara halstedii, 213 nucleotides. RefSeq lists its product as uncharacterized. Bases 1 to 213 code for a protein of 70 amino acids. NCBI's taxonomy places the organism in Eukaryota, Oomycota, Peronosporomycetes, Peronosporales, Peronosporaceae. The transcript is spliced from 2 exons. The record is from RefSeq and is a predicted model, not a curated record.